AUGGAUGCAUUUCUGGCUCGGGUGUCUUACCAUGCCACGAGUUAUGCGAUACGAUCGGCUGUAGCAUUGACCUCGAGCCUCGUGGUCCAACAAGGCUCCAGGCUGCUCAAGACUGUUGACGAUCAGCCUCUAAGAGCAGAGCUGGCUGCUUUGCAACGGCGCUUGGCCCGGAAAAUUGAGCUCAUCUCGCCAAUCUUGGAGUCUAUCGAGUUUCGCUACACAAGAGGCAAUACAGCACUGGAGGCCGUGGUACGAGUAGGCAGAGAACUCCGAGAGGAUAUUGACCUGCUGGCCGCAAGGUAUCAGGAUGCCGCCAUUCUCGAAGAGCGGACCGCCAGGGGCUUGAAGCCCCCAUCUGCCCGAGAUGGCCGGGCAGAGCUGCUCUCCAUCCUAGCAGAAACAAAGCAGCUCAUGCUCAGCAUCGAUGACCUGAUUCCUUCCAUCAACCUUUGGGUUUCUGCGAUUGGUGGCGUUCAGACUGAGCAGUCUACAUUUUCUCCUUCGCGUCUGCUCCAGGCGAGCAUGUUGGUCAAUGUGAGCGACUCACAGUUCGUCCUCGAUCCAUUCCGGCCCAUGCAGAUAGGACCAGACUUCACCCUGUCGCUUUACAUGUUAUUCCGCGGCCACGCUUCGGCAGAAAACGGCGAGGCGUAUGGCAUCGAGGAAGGACAGAGGAAACCAAUGUGGCAAGAAGUCAUACACAAGGCACGCGUCCGGCUAUAUCGCAUACCCACAGGUUUCGAGGAUAACGAGGAGUUGGAAACAGACCAGGAGAGUAGACCAGCCAUGGGAUACGCAUAUCAGCUGCAGAUUCUCGAAGACUUGGAUGAUGGACGAGUUCAUACAUUCGAAAACGGCAACCUUGAACCUGGAUCAUACGAUGGUCUCUCUCUUGCUGGCGUCAGAGAGAACAUACCCAUUGGACAGAUUUCAAAGAUGUUUUACGCGGACGUAGGGAGGAUACUGAACAUUAAUAACGAAGAUGGUGCCUCCAGCAAUCCGGUUUUGCUAUUGAAAAGAGACACCUCUUCAAUGACUCCCAACCCCACAGCAGCUAACGGCAACCUCCAGAUUCAGGAAAAGUCAACUCGAUUGAUCCCAAGUAUAGAGGCUCCUGAUUCUGUCUCCGACUCCACUCUGUCCGAAUGUAGUGAUCAGGAUGACAUUGAUCGCCAACUUCGGGAAGAGAGUCAGGCAGCGGAGCAAUUAACUCAUGAGGAGAGUGAUUUUCCUGAAGGAAAGGCUGUGGACGAAACUUUUACAACAUCACCAUGGACCAUACCAAGCCAUCUUGAUCCGGAAUGGCUCGCACUCGAGGUCUUUGAUUUCAAUGACGACGACACUGCCUCAACCUCGUCCCUAGAUGACGAAGACCAUGAGCCCGUUGUACGACCACGGGACGGCACUUCACCAAUCCCCAAGACCACCAAACCUCUAGCGUUACAUAGAACAUCAGUGGACAGCAAUCUUGUCAGCCAAUUACAGCGCAUGAGCAUCGCCAACGGAUCCGGCCACUCAUCCUCGCGGUCUUCAAGCUCGUAUCAUCGACACAGCAACGGCCACGAAGCCAUUGGCUCCUCGGUAUCUGCAGACCUCGUUCAUGGCCAUCACCACGACAGGCUGGCAUCGCUGUCCCCCAGUACGGUAGAACGGUCGCCGUUUGGGGCCAUUCGAACCUCGCUCUCGCUGCUCGAGAUGUUGCUCCGUCUUGCCAGCCUUCAAGAGUUUGAACAGACCACUCACCUCUCCAUCCCCGACCAUGUUCUCAAAUUCUACCUGGAUGAAUCCGCUUCAGAGAGUGGCCUCCACGGGAAAGAGCGCUGGGCCGCGAGGGCCGAAACCUCGCGGAAAAUGGGCUUUGACCCGUAUGUUGACCCGCCGGGCGGAAACGGCGGGGGCACAGCCGGCAUCUGA
This is a messenger RNA of Pestalotiopsis fici W106-1, 1914 nucleotides long. RefSeq lists its product as uncharacterized. Gene Ontology annotation, cellular component: nucleus; cytoplasm. The transcript has 3 exons. The coding region runs from base 1 to 1914 and encodes 637 amino acids. Gene Ontology annotation, molecular function: GTPase regulator activity. NCBI's taxonomy places the organism in Eukaryota, Fungi, Ascomycota, Sordariomycetes, Amphisphaeriales, Sporocadaceae. The record is from RefSeq and is a predicted model, not a curated record.